AUGGAUUUACUAACCUGGCUGAGACAGGAAGCCCAGCUGAAGAAGAUGGUCCUGGUUAUUGUGUUUAUUGCCUUGUUUCUGGAUAAUAUGCUGAUGUCGAUGGUUGUGCCAAUCCUUCCAAGUUACCUGUCCAGCACUGACCAGUCUACCACAGCUACUUAUGGGAACAGCACUGACUUAAUAGUCAAUACUUCCGUCAUCCAGUCAUUCAGUGACAGACGAGUGAUUUUGGGGUCCACAAUUUCACCUCCACACCAGAACCCAGCUCUGUCCAGUGAUCCCACCGUGGCCCAGAAAUUCCCUGAGUCAAACUGCUCUUAUUCAGAAGCUCAGCUGGACGGAUUAAACAUCAAAGUAGGACUGCUGUUGGCCUCCAAGUCCAUCGUACAGCUUAUCAUUAACCCCUUCAUUGGGCAACUUACUAACAGGAUUGGAUACCACAUCCCAAUGUGUGCCGGUUUCUGCAUAAUCAUCUUUGCAAGCACCUUGUUUGCCUUUUCAUCUAGCUACUUCUUACUGCUGCUGGCCAGAUCGGUGCAAGGUGUGGGUGGGUCCUGCUUGUCUGUGACAGGAAUGACUGUGCUGGCUGAUGUGUAUAAAGAUGACGAAGAGAGAGGGCGUGCAAUAGGUAUAUCGUUCAGUGGUCUGGCCUUAGGAUUGAUAGCUGGUGCUCCAUUUGGCAGUUUGAUGUAUCAGUUUGUGGGGAAGAUGGCUCCAUUCCUGGUCCUGGCUGUCAUCGCUGUGUUGGGUGGAGGUUUACAUGCCCUCAUCUUUAAACCAUGGCUGAUGCGAACAGAGAUGGAAAAAGGGACUUCACUGCUGACUCUCUUGAAGGAUCCAUAUAUUCUCAUUGCCGCUGGAGCCAUAUGUUUCACGACUCUGGUUAUUGCCACAGUAGAGACAGCCCUUCCUAUCUGGAUGAUGAAGACAAUGUGUGCUAGCAAAUGGCAGCUAGGCACAGUCUUCUUGCCAGACAGCAUAUCCUACCUCAUUGCAUCCCACAUCUUUGGUCGCCUGUCACAAAAACACAGUGCAAGUUGGCUAUGUGCUUGUAUCGGAAUGAUCCUGACGGGAGUCACCACCAUUUGUUUUGGAUUUUCCAAGAACAUCUAUCAUGUGCUUGUUCUGAAUGCAUUUCUUGGCUUUUCAGUUGGCACAGUGGACUCCUCAAUAAUGCCUCUCAUGGGUUACUUGGUAGAUCUGAGAUAUGUGCCAGUAUAUGGUACAGUUUAUGCUAUUGCUGAUGUCGCAGUCUGCAUUGGAUUCUCUUUAGGUCCAGCUAUUGCAGGUCCUAUAGUGGCAUCGAUUGGCUUCCCCUGGCUCAUGGCCAUACAUGGAACAGUAAACAUAAUCUUCGCUCCACUCUGUAUCUUCCUUUUCAGUCCACCUCGGCGGGAGGAAAAUUUGGAACUGGGUUCUGUCGAGGCCCGGCAACAGGAACUGGGUUCUGAGAACAGACAUUAUGGCGGUCUGAACGGCCAGAUCUCCUCCUCAGAAGCCUGGAAGCCCUCUGGACAGAGGCCCCCCGAAGGCCAGGCGAGUACCCAGAAAUGGGUCAGGGGCUGGAGCAGGAGGAUCGGCAGCAGAAACGGGGGGCUGUUGUGGCCCGGCAGCAGGAACGGGAGGGUGUCGCGGCCCAACAGCGGAAACCGGAGGCUGUUGCGGCCCGGCAACAGUAACUGGGUUCUGUCGAGGCCCGGCAGCAGGAACUGA
This is a messenger RNA of Cottoperca gobio, 1713 nucleotides long. RefSeq names its product synaptic vesicular amine transporter-like. Gene Ontology annotation, cellular component: synaptic vesicle membrane; terminal bouton. Gene Ontology annotation, biological process: aminergic neurotransmitter loading into synaptic vesicle; transmembrane transport. Bases 1 to 1713 code for a protein of 570 amino acids. Lineage: Eukaryota; Metazoa; Chordata; Actinopteri; Perciformes; Bovichtidae. Gene Ontology annotation, molecular function: serotonin:sodium:chloride symporter activity. The transcript is spliced from 16 exons. The record is from RefSeq and is a predicted model, not a curated record.